AUGCCCGCCACCACCGGCCUCCCCCCGCCGCCAACGCCGCCGCCGCCGCCGCCCCGGCGCGGCGCGGAGCCACCCACCCCCUUACCGCCGGCGAGCUGCUCCUCCGCGCCGCGCGACGGGCCUGCCGAGCCUGCGCACAGCGGCGGCGGCUCUGCCCAGCUCCCGCCGAGGACAAUGGGUGGCCUCUGGUCCCUCCGGCUGUGUCCCUGCCCUACCCCGAGUCCCCGAGCCCUGCUCACCCCCCUCCAUCGUCCCGCCCCUCGCCCGGCUCCUCAUCCCCAACCUCCCCCGCCGCGUCCUUUGUCCCCUCCCCGCGUCCCGGCCCGCCUCUCGCCCCCCGCCCGGCCGGGGAGCCGGCGCUCAGCCCCCCCCAGCGGGAGGCGGCGGGCGGCCGAGGCUGCCGCUCCACUCGCCAUGGACCUUCUGGCUGGAGGAGAUUUCUGGAGUGUCUACAACAACCUUCCUCCUGUGACAAAUUUGCCUCCAAUAUGCAGUUACCAUUUAAUGCAAGGUGAAGGACAGACCCUUUGGUAUGGAGAGGAAAGCAAUGCCAAAGGAGGUAUAUGGACAAUGAAGGUCCCUAAAGAAAGUACAGCUGCAGUUUGGGAAGAGCUACUGUUAGCAACUACUGGACAGCAGUUCACAGGCUGGUGUGCAGCAGGGUUUAUAAAUGUAAAACCUGAACUGCUCGACAAGAAAAUACCUGCAAAGAGUUGAAAGGAAACGGCCCUCCGGUGCAGGGCUGGCACUGGAGCUGCCAUGAGAUGGCACUGCAACACAAAGCAUGGAGCCAGCCCGCCCCUGGAUGAGCUGCUCUCCUCCCGACGGGUGUGCAGGGAAGAACCCUUCCUGGUGGGGAAAAAAAUGCCAGGGAAGAGAAAGGUCUUAUGUAAGGAUAAUUCUGCUAUUAGUCAGGGGGAGCUGUCAUGGAGCUGUGUCUGGACUGGACUUUUCCUUCUUACACAAAGCACAUAAUGCUGUAGGAAUUCAUGUAUAAACAGUGCAAAUAAGGGGGAUGGCUAAGUUAUGAACAGCAGUAAGGAAAGAGAUUUUCUGUAACUGUUGCUGGCAAAUUCAGAGUCUUUGAUUUCUGGCAAGUUUCUGAGCAUAACUCACGUUAAAAAUAGCCACGGUGUAACUUACUUCUUGACUUGUGUGUUGAGCAUACACAAAGCUUAAAGCUGCUGUGCCGCCUGGGUGUUGCUCCCUGGGGAUGGGACAGGACCUCUUCCUUGGCUCUUUGCUCCUGACAGGAUGUGGGAAAAGCACUUUGUGUGCACAGUGAGGCAAAGCACCGUGCUCAUCACAGUGUGCCAUGUAACACCAUUGUGUUGGUGACAUCUCUGCUGCUGUAAAUGAAACGCUCUUGGAAAAUCCUUUUGCCAACUGUUUUCCUUAAAGACAGGCAAUAAGCUUGGGGUGCUGCAUGCUACAAUUUCUAGUUAAUUUGUAAUGAGACAUACUAAACCAAGGAGGGGGGCUGUAUAUAUUGUGAGCAGCUUCUCCCCUCUGUUGAGCUGAACAGAAUAUUGCCUUCCCCCUCUUCUCCCCACCUAGAAAUCUGCUUUUCUGGUGCUAUUGUCUGGGUCUAAAUCUUGGAAAGUAAACACUAGCACAUCAAAUGCUGUCAAAAAGUAAGAGUGGGCUGUGUCUCCAGGCUUCCCUAUGGCCUGGGAAGGUCAGGAGCAAUUCUGGAAGAAGCCAGCAAAGCCCAUGCAUGUGUUGAUGACCUGUACUUGCCCAGCACGGGUGCCCCUGCUGAUGCCAGGCUGGGGGUCAGCCAGCUGUGUUACAUGAACACUUCUUAAUGCAGUUACAACUUCAGCAUCCCCUGGCUGGUGCUGGGCAGACCCCUCCACCUCGCACCUUGAAACACCCUCAAGGGGUAUCACACAGACCACCCUGGGGACCAGUGUUUUCCUGGGCUCCCAGUAGGAAAAGGGCUUUGACAAGGAGUAGCCUGGUGCUGGGGCCAGCUUGUCAGUGCAGAAGCUGUUUCAUGGCAGUAACAGGUUGCAGAAAUCCACCUGAGUUCAGACACCUGCCUGCUGGAACUGCUGAUUGAGGUCUGCUCUUCCCAGGCACCGUGACCUGCAUUAUCCUUGCCCGUUACAUAAA
Pezoporus occidentalis (night parrot) is the source of this 2118-nucleotide messenger RNA. RefSeq names its product eukaryotic translation initiation factor 4E family member 3 (gene EIF4E3). Gene Ontology annotation, biological process: translational initiation. Gene Ontology annotation, cellular component: eukaryotic translation initiation factor 4F complex. The record is from RefSeq and is a predicted model, not a curated record. The transcript has 7 exons. The coding region runs from base 1 to 717 and encodes 238 amino acids. Gene Ontology annotation, molecular function: RNA 7-methylguanosine cap binding; translation initiation factor activity. NCBI's taxonomy places the organism in Eukaryota, Metazoa, Chordata, Aves, Psittaciformes, Psittacidae.